Thlaspi arvense is the source of this 573-nucleotide messenger RNA. The record is from the annotation of a GenBank genome assembly. Lineage: Eukaryota; Viridiplantae; Streptophyta; Magnoliopsida; Brassicales; Brassicaceae.
AUGUAUAAGCAAAAGUAUAAGGAUAAGCAAAAUGGGUCUCUAGGUAUAACCUGUUUUGCAUACUGGGUGGUUCCUUUUACUAGCUCUGAAGAGGACAAGAUCGCAACUCAGAGAGCCAAAGAUUUCUAUUUAGGCUGGGUUCUGAAUCCACUGGUGUUUGGAGAUUAUCCUGACGUGAUGAAGAGAAUCGUUGGAAAAAGAUUGCCAAGUUUUUCGGAACAAGAAUCUGUUCUCGUUAAAGACUCAUUCGACUUCUUGGGACUCAUACGCUACACAACAAGAUACAUCAAACACUUAUCCAUUUCCGGCCAAAGGAGAUUAUACUUCAGACAUGAAUGCUUCAUGUAUGGGAAUUUUACACUGCCCGAGAUUGAUGUGCUUCCUUGGGGUCUUGAAGGAGUGUUGAACUACAUUAAGCAGAACUAUGGCAAUCCUCCUGUCUACAUUCUUGAAAACGGUCUGUUGACCUACCAACCACCAUUCAUCGCUUCACGACGUGGAAAGAGUGGAAUACCUUCAUGCUUACAUUACUGCCGUGCUCAACUCAGUGAGGUGUGUGAAUAUGCUCUUUGA